AUCAAUGGCUCCAAACUGGAGGACGGCUUCUACAGCGACGCCAAAGACUACUGGAGUGGCGUCGAGCCCACUGUGAAGGGAAUGUUAGGCGGAUUCACUCGUAUCACAUCCGUGGACAUCAAGGCGUCCACCCGUUUCUUAAGCAAGUAUUGGCAGCCGUUAGACAAGCGGAACGACCUCUUGGAGCGCCAACAGCCGGCGCCCACACGCGCCCUGGACUGCGGAUCAGUUAUGAUCACCGGUACUGACCGUAUGAUUAUCACCCGCGAGUGUAUAGGCAUCGGACGGGUGACCAAGCAUUUGCUGCUAAAGUUCUUCGACACCGUGGAUCUGUUGGAACAGAACGACAAGUUCCUGACGGAGACCAAGAGCUAUAUGGGCGCCGAAGACUACCAGCGAGUGGGCCAUCAGUUCAACGCCGGCCUCCAGGACUUCCAUCCGGCGCCGGGCGUCCAAUACGAGUGCAUUUGGUGCCAAUGGGUGACCGGACACCUGACCGACGAGGACUUCGUCCAGUUUCUCGUCAGAUGUAAGUCGGCGUUGAGUCCGACGGACGGCCUGAUUGUCGUCAAAGACAACACGACGUCGUCGGACGAGUGCGACGCCGACACCACCGACUCGUCCGUCACGCGACCCCAUUGGCUGAUGUUAGACAUCUUCAAGAGGGCCGGCCUGGAGGUGGUGUGCGAACGAAAGCAGUAUAAAAUGCCUAAAGGCCUGUACCCGGUCUACAUGUUUGCCCUCAAAUGA
Oppiella nova is the source of this 750-nucleotide messenger RNA. Lineage: Eukaryota; Metazoa; Arthropoda; Arachnida; Sarcoptiformes; Oppiidae. The record is from the annotation of a GenBank genome assembly.